UAAUAAAUAAACAUGUUUUAUUUUUGUGAUUAGAUAGAUAGAUAGAUAUCUAAUUACAAGAUUAUGAUACAUUGAAUUUACCUUCAUUUCCCAGUAUCCUCUUAGCUAGUUGAAAGACACGAUCUUGUUUAUCUAUGACAUGUGAAAAUGUAGUGUAACAGGAGUCAACAAACAUACAAUAUUAGAAUCAGUUAGACAGUAUUGAUCAAAAGUUUUCUAACUUCAGACAUCAUACAUUACUGGUCAUACCAGACCAAAUAAGGCUGUAGUGGCAAAAAUCUUGAGUGUAAUGAAAUAAACCAGGGUGUGUUUUAUUGCUUAUGAGUAUCACUUUUCAUUUGUAAGAGGAAGAAUGUGUUAUUUUGUCUUUCAAACAAAGGUCACACAGGGAGGCAUUAUAAUAAGCUAUAAAGUUUUACAGGGAAUCAGUGUAGGCUAUAAGGUAGAAACCUGAUAGAAUUUGAAGAAUAGAAUAGAAUAACAAAACCAAAAAUAAUUGAAAUAGAAUACAAUAAAACACAAUGUACGACAGAAUAGAAGACAAAUAUGUAACCUGUAUUAAUAUGAAUCAAACAACUUAAUUAUUCUGUUACAGAAGAAUAGAAUAGAAUAGAAUAGAAUAGAAUAGAAUAGAAUAUUUGCUUUAAUAAGUGAACGAUAAAAACUAACUGACGAUCACCAGUUGCUUUCUGUUUCUGCUUCGCGCGCGCAGCCGUGGUGUCGAGUGAGGAGUUAGGCAGCCCGCGAGCAACAGCCCGGCAAAAAGGAAACAUCACGUGGUGACACAUCUCUACGACUGACGUCACCGUCUCCAUCUCUAAGCAACCCCUCCAUCAGCACUCACGUCACCGGGCGCCCGAGCCGCGCUGUUGCCCGGCAACCCGUGCCUUGCGCUCGGGUCCGGCCUUGCCUUGCACCCAGCUCGGAGCUCUGACGCGUGUGUGACGUUAGUAAGGUGGGUAUCAAUUUGUUAUGGUGGCGGAGGGAGGAGGAGGAGAAGAAGGAGGAGGAGGAGGAGGAGGAGGAGUUCCCCCUCUGAGCACAGAAGCCCUCUGCUCGGCAUUCCGGCGGAGCGCAUAGGCACACACCGGCCGCAACCCAGUCCCGGGCCGAGAGAUACUUGUUGUGGAAAAAGUCCAAGUAAAGACGGAAGAAAAAAGUUGCUCCCCGCUCGUUUUCUACAAUUUUUCCCUUUUUAUUGUGUUAUUGAUACGUCGCUCUGGUUGUGGAAUGGUUUACGUUUCCUCUGACAGCUGUUUGAACUGUGAGAGAAGGUGGUUUAUGUCCGCUUUUUAAGCAGGUGCCAGCCUUAAACUAUCCCCGCGCUGUAACACCAGACAUGGUGAUAAUGUCAGAGAACAGUCGGGCGGCUCAGUCCAGCCCUGCCCAGGGGAGGCCACUUCAGGUCGGCUUCUACGAGAUCAUCCGCACCCUGGGGAAAGGAAACUUUGCAGUGGUGAAACUGGCCAAACAUAAAGUCACUAAAACACAGGUGGCCAUAAAGAUCAUUGACAAAACCAGACUGAACCCUUCCAAUCUGGAGAAAAUUUACAGAGAGGUGCAGAUAAUGAAGCUGCUAAACCACCCCCAUAUCAUCAAACUUUACCAGGUCAUGGAGACCAAAGACAUGUUGUACAUCGUAACAGAGUAUGCAAAGAACGGAGAGAUGUUUGACCACCUGACCUCAAAUGGCCGUAUGAGUGAAGAUGAGGCACGAAAGAAGUUUUGGCAGAUUCUUACAGCAGUGGACUACUGCCAUCGACACCACAUCGUACACCGUGACCUAAAAACCGAAAACCUGUUGCUGGAUGCCAACAUGAACAUCAAGCUGGCUGACUUUGGAUUUGGAAACUUCUACAAUGCAGGGGAGCCUCUGUCGACAUGGUGUGGCAGCCCGCCUUACGCUGCCCCUGAAGUAUUUGAAGGGAAAGAGUAUGAGGGGCCUCAGCUAGACAUUUGGAGCCUUGGUGUGGUGCUUUAUGUUCUUGUCUGUGGCUCUCUUCCAUUUGACGGGCCCAGCCUUCCCGCGCUCAGACAAAGAGUCACCGAGGGACGCUUCAGAAUUCCCUUUUUCAUGUCCCAAGACUGUGAAAACCUGAUCCGCAAGAUGCUGGUGGUGGAUCCGGCCAAGAGGAUCAGCGUGGCCCAGAUCAAGCAGCACCGCUGGAUGCUGGCAGACCCGACAGCUGCCCACCAGACCCUCAGCCAUUCCCUGACAGAGUACAACUCCAACCUGGGGGACUACAGCGAACCUGUGCUGGGUAUUAUGAACACCCUGGGCAUUGACCGCCAGAGGACUAUCGAGUCUCUGCAGAGCAGCAGCUACAAUCACUUCUCUGCUAUCUACUACCUACUGCUGGAAAGAGUGAAAGAGCAUCGUACCCAGCAGCUGAGCCGCCAGUGUGGAACCUGGAGCCAGAGACCCAGGAGCACCUCCGACUCCAACGGCCCAGAGGUGAUCAUGGAGUCCACCGACAGCUUUAGAACUGCAGCAUUUUCAAUUCCACCCAAAAACCCUCCUCCAGUGUACCCAGAGAUGGAGUGUGAUCAAGGUGGAUUGUUCCAGCGUGUGGUGUUUCCAGUGGAGGCCAGCCUGAACAGACUGCUCUGGAACCGCUCAAUUUCACCCAACAGCCUGCUGGAGACGAGUAUCAGCGAGGAGGUGCGACCCAGGGACCUGGAGGAGGAGGAGGCAACACAAACUCUCGGACCCCUGCUCCCCUCCACCACCACCUCCCGCAGACACACUCUGGCAGAGGUGUCUGCCCGUUUCCACCAGUGCAACCCUCCAUGUAUUGUGGUCAGUCCCUCAGAUGGCGCCUCCUCUGACAGCUGUCUGAAGUCCUCAUCCAGUCCUACGCCCACUUUGCAGGCUGCUAUGGGCGACAUGUCAACACUUCUGGCCUCUGGGGCAGAAGGUGGAGCCCUGGUGCCUGCUGGAGCUCCCCUCGCCCUCUCCUCCCACCUCCUGCCCCAAGCACAGGGCAGCCUUCCUGCUGCUAGUUUCCAGGAGGGUCGUAGAGCCUCUGACACUUCCCUUACACAAGGCCUCAAAGCUUUCCGCCAGCAGCUGAGGAAAAACACACGCACUAAAGGACUUCUGGGAUUAAACAAGAUCAAGGGUCUGACGAGGCAGGUUGUCCCUCCACCCUCUUGUAACCGUGGCAGCCGUGGGUCACUGGGUCCAGCCCUCUCUGAGCACCGCAGCAUGUUGGAGGAGGUGCUGCACCAACAGCGGAUGCUACAGAUCCAGCACCAGCCCCAGCCUCAGGUCCAAGCUGCUCAGACAGGACCUGCCCAGAAUCCCUUGCUCUUCCUGUCCCAGCAGCAGUCAUCCUCUCCUCCACCUACUUCAGUAUUUGCUUCCUCCUCCUUGUUUGACACACCCACCCCCUCCGUCCUAAAGAGCAAGCCUCAGAACCCCCUUCCUCCUCAGCAAGCUUCAGUGGGUCUACAGCACGGCCCCUGGCAACAACCCCUCGAGACUUCCUCAUCCUGCUACUCUUCUACUCUGUCCCCCGUGGCCUCCGCUGCUUACCUUCUCGAGGCUCGUCUGCACAUCAGCCAGCAACCUCACCCUCACCUCAACACCGGCAUCCAACAGCAGCCGCAGACAGCGACACAAGGCGCCUUCAUGUCCAAACCAGUGAUGUGGAGCAUUGGCUCAGCCUCCAGCACAGAUCCUGACGUGCUGGAUUUGGGUCUGGCUGGACAGCAGCAGCUGAGCAGCUGUGUGAUGGUGAAAUAAAACGUUAACCAUCAAGACCAAUGAUUGUUCUCACUGUGGGAGAAGCUCAGAGCAAAAUGACUGUUGAGCCGAGAAGAAUAGAGAGCAGAAGCGAUGAGAACGAACAAAAAGCAGAUGCAAAGACAAAUUGACAUGUAAUUUAACAACAUGGGGUACACAUGUGCUUUUUAUAUCAUAUAAGCUAAAGACUAAGCAAUAACCAAACUCUGCACAAGGCGUUUAACUCGUAUCAAACAGCCAGAGAAGCAAUAAUAGACUGAAAAACUCUCAUCCAGCGCCCUGACGGGAUGUGCUCCCAGGGAAGUCAUGGACUCACUUGAAUGAAAUGAGAGCUGACGUUAGCCGAUACAGUUACGUCUCACGUGUUUUGAUGCUGACUAAGUUAUCAUUUCGAUUUUUUUUUUCAAUUGUUUUGAGAACAGGAAGACACCAUCUUCCUCAUUCUUUUUUAGUCACUUUUUGAUUUCCUGUUCUCAAUGUUGCUCACUUGACUGGAGAGAAGACCAAAAUCCUUUCUUUUUUCUUUCUUCAUUUUUCCCACUUUGUUCGCCUUUCUCAAGAGACGUUACUCGGUAGCAGUGCAAUGAACAUGCAGUAUAGUGCCCUAAGCUUAGAAACAUUCACUGAAGGUGUUGAUUUUCAUUUGUAUUGAAACUGUGACUUUUCUUUUUUUUUUUUGCUGUGCAAGAUUAUAGAUACGCAAAUGCUGCUUUUAAUCUUUUAAAAAGAUUGAGACAUCCUCAUCAGCCAAAACUGAAGGAAAAUAGUGUCUAGCUGAUUGAGUAAAGCACAACAGGUACAUCAGUCAGCUUGGUAGCACCUUAUGUAUGUGGAUACAUCAAUCCACAUUCCCUUCGUUUAAUAAGCACCU
Messenger RNA from Thunnus maccoyii (southern bluefin tuna), 4619 nucleotides. RefSeq names its product salt-inducible kinase 1 (gene sik1). Gene Ontology annotation, molecular function: tau-protein kinase activity; ATP binding; protein serine/threonine kinase activity. The record is from RefSeq and is a predicted model, not a curated record. Gene Ontology annotation, cellular component: cytoplasm. The transcript is spliced from 14 exons. Gene Ontology annotation, biological process: intracellular signal transduction; protein phosphorylation; microtubule cytoskeleton organization. The coding region runs from base 1340 to 3748 and encodes 802 amino acids. Lineage: Eukaryota; Metazoa; Chordata; Actinopteri; Scombriformes; Scombridae.